AUGGAAUGCAAGAUCUGCUCAGAGCUGAAGCCAAGAUUCAACUGUUUCAAAGGAAAAUUGAUACAAUCAACUCGGCCUUUUGAAAGGAUCAACAUUGACUUCGAAGGACCCCUGCCAUCAUCAACUAGAAACAAGUACAUCCUCACUAUUGUGGAUGAAUAUUCGAGAUUUCCCUUUGCCUAUCCCUGUCGAGACAUGUCAUCAGAAACAGUAAUUCAAAAUCUCAAUGACCUAUUCACCACAUACGGCUAUCCUUCAUACAUACACACUGAUAGAGGGACCAGUUUUCUAUCAAAAGAUGUCAAAGAUUACUUAAUGUCCAAGGGUGUAGCUACCAGCUCCACAACACCUUACAACCCUCAAGGAACAUGGAUACUGGGAAAAGGUACUCUUAGAAUCACUAAGCAGCAUUCGCUCGCUUCUCUGCACGACCAUCAAUUGCACACCUCACGAGCGAAUGUUCAUUCAUCCUCGCAAUUCCACGUCUAUGACAAACUUGCCAUCCUGGCUGAUCAACGCCAAGGAGGCAUGGAUGAAGACCUUUGUAAGACGCAGUAA
Messenger RNA from Nilaparvata lugens (brown planthopper), 558 nucleotides. RefSeq lists its product as uncharacterized. Gene Ontology annotation, biological process: DNA integration. The record is from RefSeq and is a predicted model, not a curated record. Bases 1 to 558 code for a protein of 185 amino acids. The transcript has 2 exons. Lineage: Eukaryota; Metazoa; Arthropoda; Insecta; Hemiptera; Delphacidae. Gene Ontology annotation, molecular function: nucleic acid binding.